AUGAACCAGACCAAAGACCUCCAGACGAAACACGAUCCCGUGUCUGGCUCGAUGUCUUCUUCAGAGAUUUCCAGGUCUUCUUGUUACACCAUCGAGCCGAUCCGCCCCCUUGCCGCGGUGUCCGAGACGUCCAAAAUGUGCAAAAUGUCUCCAACAAUAAGCACUCCUCCCACGACCACGCGGCCCCCUUCGCCCCCGCCAGUCGAAUAUCCUCCCACGGGCGCCAUCAGGGGCUGGCCGCCGAUGACUCCGUCGUACUCGCCCGCUCGGCCGUUUGCCUCAGAGUCGCCGUCGCGGUGCGCGGUGCUAGGCGCCGGCCGAAGCGCACAGAGACUGAACGAUUACUGCGCCGAACUCAAGACUCUGGUGCUGGACGACAACAGGAUGAGCGGCGGCAGCCAGAAUAUUGGCAAUGGUAUCGACGUCCUGGCCUCGGACGACCCUCUCUCUUCACACCCCGACCUCGCCGACCGUGGGGGCGUUGGCAAGCCGGAAGGCGACGACAGACUGGGAGCCAGCACCAAGAUCGGAACGGGUCCUGUCGACGGCGGUCAGACUCAUGAACACGGCCCUAUGGGGGCCGUCUUCAGGCGUUUGCCCCGCUUCGACCAGGCAUCGCGCCCCUUGGUGUCGGGCAACUGGCGGGCCAAGAGCGCCGCCGAGGCAUCCCGGCCUCAGCUGAUGACGGUCAACGGGGUACAGCUCUCUCCCGUGACCACGGGAGGCCAGGCGCAACAACAACAACAACAACAGCAGCAGCAGCAGCAGCAGCAGCAGCACCCUCGGCCUCUCUUUCUUGGCACCACGACUCGCAACCCCUUGACUGCCUCUGCCAACCUGGGCAUGGCGACGGGCUUUGGUCAGCCGAACCUGACUUCGCACCCUCCGCCGGCGCCCGUGUCAUUGUCGACGCCCGCUUCGAUGGGAUCCUUUGCGCGCGGCGGCGGUCAGGGCCAGGGACACGGGCAGGGACACGGGCAGGGACACGGGCAGGGACACCACUCAUCUGCGAGCAGCGGCACCCCGAGCAGCAGUUACUCCUCCUCCUCCUCCUCCUCCUCUUCCCCCUCCUCCUACUACUACUACCACCACCACAACAACAACAACUACCAGCACUCCUCUCCGGGGCCGGCGGCGGACGGAAGAGACGCCAUGACGACGACCUUUUCCGUGUCCCUCCCGAACGACGCGGUGGGCUACUGCUUCGUGCGGCCCGACGGCCGGCGCACGCGCCUGGUACCCGUCGACAUGCUGCCGUAUCCGCUGCAGGGCAUCCCGGCGCACGAAGCCGCCGGCGGCGAGCGGCUGGUCGCGCUGCCCGUGCCCGUCGGCGUUGGGGCGGACGGGCGGUCGAGCAACUGCCACCCCUUGAUGGCUGCUUCCCCCCCUGCCAGAAACAGUGGCGGUGAUGCGAUCCAGCACGCCAGUCUGACACCAUUAUUCUCAUCAUCACUAAUCCAUCAGACCACAACCCCCGGCACUGCGACGGCGACGACGACGGCGGCGACGUCCGCCAAGAGGAUGAAGGUCUACUGCGACAAGUGGGUGCACGAGGGUGUCUGCGCCUUCACCCAGCAGGGGUGCAAGUACAAGCACGAGAUGCCCAGCGACAGGGCCACUCAGCACCAGCUCGGCCUGUUCCUGGGGUACCCCGUCUGGUGGAAGCGCCGCCAGGCAGAGCUGGCCCGGGCCCAGUUUCCGGCUUCCGGUCCGGUUUCUGUUCCGGGACCCGGUUCGGGGCCGGGUUCGGGGCCGGGUUCGGGGCCGGGUUCGGGGCCGGGUUCGGGGCCGGGGCCAAUUCGGGACGGAGAGCGGCCUUGUUCGGCUUCUUCUUCCUUUUCUUCUUCUUCUUCUUCCUCCUCCUCAUCAUCACAAUCAUCAUCAUCCUCCUCCUCCUCCUCCUCCUCGUCCGCCGCCGUCGCCUCUUCUUCUCCCUCAUCGUCUUCUCCUUCACCUGCCGGAGGCGGGGGGCUGCCUGCCACGCGCUGGGGGAGCGGCAGCGGAUCGCUCCCGGCGAGGGAGAAGCUCCUCCUGCCACCAUCGUGGCGGACUCCCGCGUCCCCGGUCGACCAGCAGCAGCACCACCAGCACCAGCAGAAGUCCCCUCACCGCGCAUGCCCUGAGCAGGUCCUCCAGGGCCGCAACGGGCACGGGCUAUUCGCCAGCAGAACUUGGCAUCGAGAGGAAGAGCAGCGGCACCGCCCCCCGGGCCAGUUCAGCAACAACAACAACAACAGCAGCAACAACAGCAGCAGCAGCAAUAGCAGUAGCAGCAGUAGUUCGGCUUUCAAGGCAGCCUGCACCUUCGCAUUUCCGUCGGCCACCACCACCACCACCAACAACACUAACACCACCACCAACACCACCUCCAUUAACAACAAGACAACGUCCUGCAGCGCCGGCGCCGCACACACGACCCCGACAUCCCCCUACGGUCCCAUCGCGCCGCCGCCGCCGCCGCCGCCGCAGCCGCUGCCCUCUGCGCGCCCAAAUGGAAACGACAAGGACGACAAGGACGACGAGGAAAACAACAGGGCGGGCGGCCCGCCCCGACAACGUUCGCCUUUGACGGGAGCGAACGCACAGGCGGGAGGCCAGGACCGGUGA
Messenger RNA from Thermothelomyces thermophilus ATCC 42464, 2607 nucleotides. RefSeq lists its product as uncharacterized. The coding region runs from base 1 to 2607 and encodes 868 amino acids. Lineage: Eukaryota; Fungi; Ascomycota; Sordariomycetes; Sordariales; Chaetomiaceae. The transcript has 4 exons. Gene Ontology annotation, molecular function: metal ion binding. The record is from RefSeq and is a predicted model, not a curated record.